Nannizzia gypsea CBS 118893 is the source of this 1065-nucleotide messenger RNA. RefSeq lists its product as hypothetical. The coding region runs from base 1 to 1065 and encodes 354 amino acids. Lineage: Eukaryota; Fungi; Ascomycota; Eurotiomycetes; Onygenales; Arthrodermataceae. The transcript has 2 exons. The record is from RefSeq and is a predicted model, not a curated record.
AUGGCUACUCCUGCGCAAUGUUACUUCUGCUUCGAAACGCUAGCAGCUUCUUUUAAUGGAGCUAAAUCUCCAAAGCUCUCAGUAGUUGAAGAGUUAUGGGCAGAGUUUGAGGCUGCAAAGACUCUUGCUUUACGCGCAGCAGAAGAUAAAGACAUGGAGGAUGGAGGCUCUGUUGAACCCCAUGUAGACGACACUGAUGGUCAAGGGCAGCAGGGUGAUAUGGACAAAGGACAGACAUUCUCGAACGCCCUGCAGCCACCUAGUAUUCGCCGUCUUCAAAGUGUGGCUUCGUCGGGUUCAUCCAGUGCAUCAACUUCCACCCCACCAGCACUAUCUGCCAGUUCUUCUCGUUCUGCACUGACGAGCAAUACUUCUAUAUCAUCCAGCCCUAGCCCUAAUACUUCAUCUAUCUUCUCUCAACCCAAACAUAGCUACAGCGAGACACUUCGCAGCACGCCUGCGGGUGCGUCAUACCCACUCUUUGUGACAUGGAAUACGGUCUCCAGGAGCGGUAAUAAGUCCCUCCGAGGCUGUAUUGGCACUUUUGAGGCCCAAGAGCUGAGUUCUGGCCUGAAAUCAUAUGCGUUGACAUCGGCAUUUGGAGACACCAGAUUCUCCCCAAUACCAUCCCAGCUUCUUCCCUCUCUUUCCUGCUCUCUGACUCUUCUCUCAAACUUUGAGACUUGUUCUCAUGCGCUUGAUUGGGAGUUGGGGACGCAUGGGAUCCGCAUAUCGUUCAUCCACAGAGGUAGACGAUAUGGUGCUACAUAUCUUCCAGAUGUCGCUGUUGAUCAAGGGUGGACGAAGGAAGAAACCGUGGAGAGCCUUAUGAGAAAGGCUGGAUGGGAGGGGACAUCGAGUGCAAGCAGUGUCACUCGUCGGUUCCUCCGUUCUGGGAGCUCUAGUGGUGGGAACCCAGAUAGGCCCUGGGAAGAUAUGUCCGAGUUCAAGACGGUCAGAUACCAGGGUCUGAAAGCCAGUGCAUCUUAUCCCGAAUGGCAAGAGUGGAGAAAGUGGGUGGAAUCUUCUCCUGAUCGUUUAGCAACCUUAGAGGCGUCGCGUUAG